Didymodactylos carnosus is the source of this 498-nucleotide messenger RNA. The record is from the annotation of a GenBank genome assembly. Lineage: Eukaryota; Metazoa; Rotifera; Eurotatoria; Philodinida; Philodinidae.
AUGAUUAAUCCGAAGGGUCAUAAACGACCGAUCGAUUCUCCACCGGACUCUGGGGGUUUAUUUACAAUUAAAAGAAAAAAAUUAGAAAAUAAUCGUAUUUUAUGUGAAUUUACACUAUCAAAUUUUACUACAACAAAUCCACAGGCAAUAAGCGCAAUCCCACCACUAACACAAGAAACGCCAUAUCAUCCACUUAUUGCUACAGGAAGUCUAGAUGGCACAACUCCUGGAGAUCGGAAUGAACAAGGUCAGGUGUUCGAAAUGGAAAAGCAUAAAAAUGCAGAAGCUCAAUCAAGACUUGUUCAAUUAAAUCAUUUCGAACAAAUUAUUUAUAAUUUAAAUGUGAUUGAUGGUGAUAUGAGUCGAUUCGAUACAAUAGAAACGAAUUGUUGUAUAAUGGUAUUUACGUGGAUUGUAAUUGUAUCAACUAUUAUAUUAAUUGUACGUUAUUUAAAAAAUGCGUUUAUAUAUAGUAAAUUACCCAAUGAAGCCGUCUAA